AUGUCGAAGAGCCUCAAGAAGAAAAACCACUGGACAAACAAAGUCCACGAAGCGGUGAUCACCCGCGGGAAGGAAGGGGAGCUGGGGUUCGAGUCGAAGGGGGGCGCGGAGAUCGGCCAGUUCCCUUACUUCGGCGAGGUGAAGCAGGGGAAGGGACUGAUCCAGAGCGGCAAACUGGCCCAGGAUGAGCUGCUGCUGGAGGUCAACAACAUGCCGGUGGCCGGGCUCACCACCCGGGACGUGCUGGCCGUGAUCAAACACUGCAAAGACCCGGUCCGCCUCAAAUGUGUCAAGCAAGGUGGGGUGGUUGACAAGGAUUUGCGGCACUACCUCAACCUGCGUUUCUCCAAGGGCUCAGUGGACCACGACCACCAGCAGAUCAUCAGAGACAACCUCUACCUCCGCACCGUUCCCUGUACCACUCGGCAGCCUAAGGAGGGGGAGGUGCCGGGGGUGGACUAUAACUUUGUGAGUGUGGAGCGUUUUAUGGAACUGGAGCAAAGUGGAGCCCUGCUUGAGAGUGGAACUUAUGAAGAUAACUUCUACGGCACACCAAAACCUCCAGCGGAGCCAUCCCCCGCAGCACCUCCUCUGAAUGUAAGUGAGGCCUUGCUGCCCGGAGCCCGGCCCAGCGCCCAGGGCAAGAGGAAGAGGAACCAGUCAGUCAGCAAUAUGGAGCAGCGUGCCAGCCUUGAGCCACCUGAGGAGGAGGAAGAGGAGAGCCCGGUUGUCAACGGCAAUGGGGUGGCCGUCACACCAGAGUCCAGUGAACAUGAGGACAAGAGCACAGAUGCUUCUGGGGAAGUUGCUGUAGAAACGUCCAGCCAGGCCCAUGCCUCUGUCGAGCCCCCUACCGAAGAAGAAGAGGAGGCCCCAAAAUCUCCCUCUAAAUCGCCUGACAAAGUUCCAGACUUAGAUGAGGAAGAGCUUGGUCCUCUCCCUGACAACUGGGAGAUGGCCUACACCGAGAAGGGGGAGGUCUACUUCAUAGAUCACAACACCAAAACGACAUCGUGGCUGGAUCCUCGGCUUGCAAAGAAAGCAAAGCCACCAGAAGAAUGCAGAGAAGACGAGCUGCCCUAUGGCUGGGAGAAGAUAGAUGACCCCAUCUACGGCAGCUACUAUGUAGAUCAUAUCAAUCGAAGGACCCAGUUCGAGAACCCAGUCAUGGAAGCCAAGAGACGUUUGGAGCAGCAGAGGCAGAUGCAGAGCCAGGGACUCUCCGCUCUACCACUACCCACUAUAUACAGAGAGAAGCCAUUAUUUACGAGGGACCCAACCCAGCUGAAGGGGAACUUCCUGUCAACAGCCCUGCAGAAGAGCAACAUGGGAUUUGGAUUCACGAUCAUCGGAGGUGACGAGCCCGAUGAGUUCCUGCAAGUGAAGAGUGUAAUACCAGACGGACCCGCUGCUCAGGAUGAAAAGAUGGACACAGGUGAUGUCAUUGUCUACAUUAAUGACAUCUGCGUGCUUGGCACCACGCACGCUGAUGUGGUCAAGCUUUUCCAGUCCGUACCGAUCGGUCAGAGCGUAACCCUCGUGCUCUGUCGAGGCUAUCCUUUGCCCUUUGACCCCGAGGACCCAAGUGCAGCGAGCACUUCCUUGACACCCAUCGGCCUGGAGCAUCGCCCCCUGGUUGUAAAUGGCCGCGGCAGCUACGACCCCUACCUAGAGUAUCUGUCGUUGAGCUCCCAGCUUCCUCCUCAAGCUCUGGCCGGAGCCCCUCACCCCGGGGACACACAUCUGGAUGGCUCAUCUCUGCCGCCCACCACACCUGGUUCUGCAUCCGCACUAACGCCUCACGACGACAACGUGUCCAUGGCCUCCUCUGGGACGACAGGUGGUGCUGGGACAACAGUGCAGGGGGCAGAGUUCCUGACAGUUACUAUGGUGAAAGGGGCAGAGGGAUUUGGGUUCACCAUUGCCGACAGUCCCACUGGUCAGCGAGUAAAACAGGUGCUGGAUCCGGGCUCACAGGGAGCGUCGGGGCUGAUAGAGGGAGACCUGAUCCUGGAGGUGAACCAGCAGCCAGUGGCUGCAGCUGGACAUGGACGAGUGGUGGAGAUGCUUAAAGAGUGUCCUGUGGGCGCCGAGGCGACUCUCCUCAUACAGAGAGGAGUGACAGGCCACAUCUCUCCUCUGAAGGCCAAACAGUUGCCUGACCAGUGGGAUCCACAUGGCAGCCCCCAAGCACAUCUGUCCGGCCCAGUUUUGCCACCUGGAACCCCCUUCCCAAACCAGCCACAGCAUCGCACGUCUGUGCCUGACUCCACCGAGGGCUUCGAUCUUAACAAACCUGACCCCUAUGACCUUUAUGAGAAGUCGAGGGCUAUCUAUGAGAGCCGACGUCCAGAGUAUGAAGAGGUGGAGGUGCACCUGCUGAGAGAGAAGACCGGGUUUGGCUUUCGCAUCCUAGGGGGAGACGAGGCCGUGCAGGCUAUUGUUAUUGGGGCUAUAAUAGAGAACACCCCCGCUGAACGCGAUGGCCGGCUUCGUCCUGGGGAUGAGCUCAUUUCUGUGGAUAAAAAUGUGGUUGCUGGGAAACCGCACAAAUACGUGAUAGACUUGAUGCACGCAGCCGCGCGCAACGGUCAAGUCAGCUUGACUGUGAGAAGGAGAGUGCAAAUGCCUGGUGAACUGUGUCCUGUGAAUGGCCGCAGCCCUGGCUCUGUGUCGACACAACACAGUUCUCCACGUAGCGAUGCAGCCUCAGCUUCGGGCCCUCAAGUGGUCAUCGUCCCGACUGCCACCUCUCCUCCAGAGGGAUCCGCCCUGCAAACCAGUGACGUGGUUAUUCACCGCAAGGACAAUGAGGGCUUUGGCUUUGUCAUCAUCAGCUCCCUGAACAGACCGGAGAAUGCCUCCGUCAUCACUGUGCCCCAUAAAAUAGGACGUAUCAUCGAGGGCAGCCCUGCGGACCGAUGUGGGAAGCUGAAAGUGGGCGACCGGAUCCUGGCUGUGAAUGGACAAUCCAUCAUCAGCAUGCCGCACGCAGAUAUUGUCAAGCUCAUUAAAGAUGCUGGGCUAACAGUCACACUGCACAUCAUACCAGAAGAGGGAUCCCACUCUGGCCCCGGCUCAGAGAAGCAGAGCCCCAUGACCCAGAAACACAGCCCACAGACCCAACCCAGCCCAGUAGCCCAGCCCGGCCAAGGAGGCACCCUGCCCGGCCAAACGGCCACUCAGACAGGUCAAAUACCUGGCCAGCCGGGCCAGACACCAGCACAGACAAGCCAAACUGUAACUGGUCCUCCUGCACCAGCAGCCUCCCAUCCUGCACCAGCUGGAAGCCAGCAGAGCCCAGUCAUCCAGCCCUCAGGCCUCCCUCCACAGCUCUACCUCCAUGACGGCAGGUCAGAGGUUAAAGCCAGACAGGAUGUCAAACCUGACUUCCGGCAUCCUCCGUUCACUGAUUACAGGCAACCACCAGUAGACUAUCGUCACCCACCGGUUAGUGAUUAUAGACAGCCUCCGACGCUGGACUACAGACACCCGCCUGGUCUGCUGGACUUCAGACAGCACCCUACAGCUGCACAGUUUCCUCUGGGGCUCCCUCCUGACUUCAGACCACAGGACUAUGAUUACUUUACAGUGGAGCUGGAGAAAAGUGCAAAAGGUUUUGGAUUCAGUAUCCGUGGGGGCAGAGAGUACAAGAUGGACCUAUUUGUGUUGCGCCUUGCUGAAGAUGGUCCUGCCAUACGCAAUGGAAGGAUGAGGGUAGGGGAUCAGAUUAUAGAGAUUAACGGGGACAGCACUCGGGACAUGACUCACGCCCGCGCCAUUGAACUCAUCAAGGCGGGAGGCAGGCGGGUCAGGCUGCUGCUUAAACGAGGCUCGGGACAGGUGCCAGAAUAUGACUGUGCCGGCCCCUGGGAUUCCUUUUCUACAGCCCACUCUGCCCUGCAGGAAGUGACCCUCGAACCCUCCCCAAAUCCAUUGCUCUCAUCCCAUCCAGCCUCAGCCCCAGACACCCCUCAUCAGCUCUCUCUAGAGGCCACAGUCUGCAUGGCAGACAAAGCUCCACAGCUGACAGACCACAGCUCCAUGAGAGGGGCUACAGGUGGCAGGUCCACCCAGCAGAAGUGCAUCAUCAGGGGGCAGGGAACCCAACAGGGAUCUGGAGAUGUGGACUGUGGCCCAGGCGAGAGAAAGCCUUGUGCUUUGCCUCCCAAAGCUUUCCUGGGGAGGUCAGUUGAAAGAAGAGAGAGGCAACGGGAGACUUGCUCUCCCUGCUGUGAGAGAAAGGGCCUGCACACACAGGCGAUGAGCACUGUCUGGCCGUGGGACCCUUAUGUGAGUGUGAAUUUCAAUGGAGCCUCCCUUGGCAGUGGAGAUGGACAUGUCAGCCUCCAGGAGAGGCUGGUGUCCAGAGGUCUGUUCCCCAGAGAAGAUGAGAGGGCAAGUGGCCGCAGUGGGCUCUGCUGCCCGUCUAAAGCCAUGGAAGAUCCUGCUGCAAGGAGCGCAGCAGCCUCCCCUGGGCCCUGGAACGUCCCUGUGUCUGAUAAACUGCCUGGCACCUUGAGGUCCUGGACCUCCACAGUUAGCAGGUAGAAUGGAUCUUGCUGGUUUGGACUGGAUCCCACUGUCUGGCUCCUCCUUCAGUCCACCAUCGGAUGUCUGAGAGAAGCAGUACAUUUCCCUCACACUCUCUUGCUGUCCUGUUUUCUUCUCCAGCCACUUCUAAAAUCAUAUUUUAUGUUUCAUUUGUUCUUACGAGAUAAAUAUUACACCCACCACCUUAAAAACAGAGAAACUUCACAGAUAUUGUAACAUACAGUAUAAAACUGAUGGUGACUCCUGGAUUUGUAGGCAUUUUGGACCCUCAGAUGCGACAGUUAAUGUUUUGAUCUCAAACGGAGCAAUGCUGUCUGAUUCUGAGUGGAGCUCUGCUUUUAACGUUUACCUUUAAAAGCUCGACCGUAUCUGGCUCAGAUUGGUUAGUGCAACGUAACCUCGCAGGAGAGAGACAUAUGUACAUCCAAGAGAUUUACUUUUGCUCCAUUUUCUCUAAGCAGUGGGAAGAAUGAGACUACAAAUCUAUCAGAGGGAGGCAGGGACACUGACACUCCUGGAGGACAUGGCACUGAUCCAAGUGACAGCCUGGUUAACCCAACAUAUGUUAGAUCUCACAUGCCUACCAAUAUAUCAUAUACUGUAAAUGUAUAAAGAUGUGAAAAAUAUGUACAUUUGGUAAUCUCAAAAACAUACCUGUUGGUGUUUUUGAGGCAGUGUUGUAGUUAGAUACAUUGUAAAUAAAAGAGAAAAAAAAACGGAACAGUAUUUUAGGAUCACUAUUUCCAUGGCCUCGUCUAUUACUACAUAUCAAAGACUGUGCAAGUCACUAAACCCAGACCGCUGAGGGAGGCAGCGGCUGUGUGCAUGGAUAUAAACCACCAUGACUUUAUACAGGGACUCACAUGUCUUUUAGAGGUAGAAUUUAGAGAGGAUAUCCUCUGUGGAGCGAACCAGUUGGUUCUCAUGAGAGACAAAAAUAUCUUUUUUUCAUCAAAUUGAACUUUGGAGUGACUGAAAACAGCUGACUUAGCAAGAACUCAUAAUACUGUUCUGAGUUAUAUACACAACUUGAUCACAAGUCAACCAUGCAGCCAUUGUGCAGAAUUAUAAGCCUUGUUGUAUUCAUUUAAUGCUCACGGAAGAAUUUUGUCCAGUCUAUAUUUCCCAUUCCUAUGCCUUUUACUGUGCUAAGUGUACCACAUCACUGUGGGAGAGGGGCAUCGGUGUGGGGAAGAGGAGGCCGAUGGUUAUGAGGUGGGGCGGAGUGCCUUACUCAAACUAAUGCAGAGCUGUUGUGAUUUGUUUUGGGAACUGAAUGCAGAUGUUAAUGAUCAUGCACACAUAUCAGCAACCUGUUGAGUUGUGGAGCCUGUUUUCUUCUGACUUAACACCAAGCAGUAUAUAUACAGUUAUCUUGAUGCACUCUUAUCAAUGUCAAUGAUUGCCCUUGUCCCCUAGUGCUUAAAAGGGGAUACAAUGUAGCCUGUAGCAUUACAUCCUCUUCUUAGAGUGAUCUGGGAGAGUGGAGCUGUGAACAUUUAUCCAGACAGGGUCAUUAUCACAGUGGACCUAUGUUUCUGUUUCUGUCUAAUUUCAGCUUUAUCCCAUAAAGAACAUUAGUUGGGUUUGUUUUGUUGCAGGUGGAACCAAUGCACCUGAACCCAAGACUUAAGAUGAUCUGUGAAAAACAAAUUCAUUUAAACCUGUGUUUGUUCACAAAGUGUUGAUACUGGCAGAGUGGAAGCAUGCUGCUAAUAAACUCAGACACACAAUACCAAGUCACUAUCCUUCUGCAUUUCUACAUUUUGAUAUCGUCCAUUUCUCACAACAAUAUGUUUGCUCUCAUUACAGAUAAAUCACCACAGCUUUUGAUUACUGGAGGAGCAGAAUUUAAAAAAGAAUCACAAUGCAUUGUGACAAUAUGACUGAAUGCAGCACGAUUGCACAUCCAAGCUGUACUUGUAAACUGGUACAGGCCUACUGGUUAACUGGUUAACUGGUUAACUAGGACAAUGCACCUGCCGACUGGAACGCUAGUAAGACCUGAAGAGUUUAAUACAACAGUGGUCCAUGUGAUUAACUGGUUCAUAUGUUAGUGAGGAGCAUGAUAACAUGCUAUUAGGCUGUAGAAAUGUGUUUACUGUAUGUACAGAUGUCAAAGUUCAGAAAAAGGUGAAAUGAUAUGUCAUCCAGCCCUCUGUCUCCGUCCAGCCCGUCCCCCUGCCUGCUGUGAGUGAUUUUGUAUACUAAAACAAAAAAAAGGCUUUAUUGGAGCCUGUGAAGGAUGGCACGUUCAUAAAUCUUCAUUGAGAUCAAGUAUAACUGUGUAGUGUUAAUUGUGUAUUAUUCACCUUGUACAGCUGUAUUCCUACAAAUAUGGUUUACUGUAUCAUUGAUACUGUAGUUUCAAAGACGUGAACAACUAUUUUUAUGAAA
Cyclopterus lumpus (lumpfish) is the source of this 6951-nucleotide messenger RNA. RefSeq names its product membrane-associated guanylate kinase, WW and PDZ domain-containing protein 2-like. Gene Ontology annotation, molecular function: type II activin receptor binding; signaling receptor complex adaptor activity; SMAD binding. Bases 1 to 4551 code for a protein of 1516 amino acids. The transcript is spliced from 22 exons. Gene Ontology annotation, cellular component: cytoplasm; dendrite. Gene Ontology annotation, biological process: receptor clustering; signal transduction. Lineage: Eukaryota; Metazoa; Chordata; Actinopteri; Perciformes; Cyclopteridae. The record is from RefSeq and is a predicted model, not a curated record.